AGAAAAUCGGUUUCCAAAUUUUCGGUGCCGCUGCCACCCGCCGUCCGACUGCCAUCAGCCUCCUCCUUCAGUUCGCAGUUGUGUCCGGUUGACAGUUUGGUGAUAGCUGUUGAUUUUUGAUAUCUUCCGUUCAUAUUUCCCUUUUUUAUUGCGGUUCUGCUCUACAACAAAUAUGCGAGGGAGGAGUGCUAGUGGGACAGGCCGGACUCGGCCCCCCACACUAGCGGUUGUUGAGGAGGAGGACGACCAGACAGCACCUCCAGAGGUGGCUGAGGCGCAAGAGGGUGUGCAGCCAGCUCCAGCACCUCGUAGACCUCGAGCUCGGUGCCAGCCUGUUGAGGGGGAAGUAUUGGAUGCCACUGGCAGAAUCCGAGUCAUCCCCAACGCACAGAGGACCAGGUUGCUCGAUACCAGCACGGUAUCUAGAGAGUUGCGGGAAAUCUUCCAGAGUCAGUGGUGGGCAGUAGGCACCGCUUGGAGGUUUUUGCUUGAGGACGCUGUUUCUUUUUACAUCGAGGAGUUUAAGGAGGACGAAUUCGAGGAACGAGUCAUCCGAAGUACUUUCGAGAAGCAUGCUGCGAACUGGUAUUCUGACAGGUUGUCCACCUACAAGAAUUCUCGUGAGAGAGACGUGUCUAUUACAGACGACGUGUGGCAGGCCUGA
Molecule: messenger RNA, 664 nt
Organism: Mercurialis annua (annual mercury)
Lineage: Eukaryota; Viridiplantae; Streptophyta; Magnoliopsida; Malpighiales; Euphorbiaceae
Exons: 5
Coding region: 173-664 (163 amino acids)
Source: RefSeq, a predicted model, not a curated record